Messenger RNA from Rhinichthys klamathensis goyatoka, 1395 nucleotides. RefSeq names its product G protein-coupled receptor 55a (gene gpr55a). Gene Ontology annotation, biological process: phospholipase C-activating G protein-coupled receptor signaling pathway; positive regulation of Rho protein signal transduction. Gene Ontology annotation, molecular function: G protein-coupled receptor activity. The record is from RefSeq and is a predicted model, not a curated record. Lineage: Eukaryota; Metazoa; Chordata; Actinopteri; Cypriniformes; Leuciscidae. Bases 234 to 1256 code for a protein of 340 amino acids. Gene Ontology annotation, cellular component: membrane. The transcript has 2 exons.
GUGAGCGCGUUUAACAGUUUCUCUUUUGUCAGAUAAAGCUCACAAGUUUCUGUGUGACUGCAGAGUCGGUCUGCAGCGGAAACAAAAGAGACAGAAAUCAUCCAACAGACACGCAAUGCUUCAGACAGUUUUCACAAAUCAACUCCCGCGAGGAUCUACAACCUGCCCUGAAGUCUGGAUAACGGCAGACACCACCGGGACAAAUCAUUUAUAGUAGCCUACUAACAGUGGGAAUGAGCACCAACCAAUCAUCAGCCGACUGUGACUGGGUGUGCUGGGUCCAGUGGUGCGUGUAUGUGCCCAUUCUGGUCUUCGGCCUCCCUCUGAACCUGGCCGCUCUGUGGCUGCUGCUCUUCCGUGUUCGCCGCUUGAGCGAAUCCACGGUUUACCUCAUCAACCUGAUCAUCAACGACGGCCUGCUGAUUGUGUCGCUGCCCUUCAAGAUACACGCGUACAAGAAGCAAUGGACUCUUGGCAAUACCUUCUGCUCCCUGCUCGAGAGCCUGCUCUACGUCAACAUCUACGGCAGCAUCAUGCUGAGCAUGUGCAUCGCGGUCGACCGCUACAUCGCUCUUCGGUUUCCGUUCGCUGCGCUUCGUUUGCGCUCUCCGCGCAAGGCGAUGCUCGUGUGUCUGGUCCUGUGGAUGGCGGUCUUUGGAUUCAGCGUCCCCAUCUUCAAUCUUCGCGAUGGUCUAAACAACACUUCUUCAACUUUUUGCUUCCAGCAAUUCUCUAACAGAACUUGGUCCAAAAGUUGGAUUCUGGUCUCAAUGGAGACAGUGUUUUGCAGCAGCGCCUUGUUGAUGGUGUUCUGUUCCGUGCGCGUGGUGCAGAUCCUGCACGGCCUGAGGACACGCAAUCCAGGCGAUGCCAAACUGCGCAACAACAAGAGCAUGAAGAUCGUCCUCAGCAACCUGGUGGUGUUCCUCACAUGCUUCAUUCCUUACCACAUAGCAGUGCUGCUUUACUUCCAUGCCAAGACAAGCAACCCGGACUCAUCCAGCAUCGAUCAUCUGCGCUAUUUUGUGCACGUAAGCAUAUGUAUUAGCAACGUGAACAUCUUGGCAGAUGGCGCGUGUUACUACUUCAUUCUUAAGGAGAACCUGGAGUCUGCAAAGCGAGAUAGGAGAAUGGCUAUACACGUCAGAGAGACGCGCAUACGUUCAAAGAAUCAAAUGUUAUUUAGCGAAACGUGUAAUGGUUCAUCCAAAGACACUGAGAAGAUGGAAGUAAGUGUGGUUGCUGGUUUUACAUAAAGACUUAUAGGAAAUUCAGGAAGACUGAACUCUGGGAUGAUUAAUCCUACAGUAACACAGCGAAGGAGACAGUAAGACAUGCUUGUGUAGAUGAGCUGAGUGUGUUGGUGGAUGGGAACUACUGUAUACACAAAGGAUG